UAAUCUAUUCCAGCUAUUUUAAAACUAUUUUUUUCUUAAAGAACACAUUUAUGCAAUUUAUAUCUAUAUCUAGAGGGAAUGCACCAAUCGUAAAAGAGAACAAAUGUUUUGCUAUUUUAAAAACAUACCGAGAUAUGUUGUAUUGCAAAAAAUUUCAUACUUAAUGAAUAUUCGUUUCUCUGUUAGUUCUACUACUCUUACACCGUUAGACGAUUUUACAUCGCAUUUAGUAAGGGAGAAGAGUGAAAAAUGGGGCCGUACAACAAGACAAAAUAAUGUAAUUCACGAGAAAGAACUGUUGGACUUACCUGGAGUUUCUAAUUCUGAGUUGAACAUUAGAGAUUUAACAACGGUUGAAAUCGAUAAUAUAUUACUAAAUACGUUAUACUUGAAAAAAUAUCCUGACUUCAAUUAUAUAUUAGAUCAAUGCCGCAAGCUUAGUAGGUUGCCUACAACGGAAAAGUUUUUAGAAGCAAUUUCGCACUGUAGUCGCAUGGGUUUAAAACAAGAAGUGACAAAAUUAGAUAAACUUUUACUUGAUUAUAAUCCACAGGAAUAUGAGAAUAAUGCUCAAUUACAGCACUAUCAUAUAGAAUUGUUGUGGAAGCGAGGAAAUAUUGAAAAUGCAACACAUUCGUUUCUUGACAUGUAUCAGAAAUUUGUACAGUUACGGCCAAAGGUACUUGAAAUGUCUCUUCAUAUGAUAUUUGUUCUUGUACCGAAUGGAAGUGAUGCCAAUUUAGUGAUGAUGACAAAGUUUGCAACAAAUUUUUAUAAAAAAUUCAAUGAACUGCAGCCGUUAUGUUUAACAUGGGAACUAUCAUUCCUUAGUGAGUGGUUUUCAGAUCAAGUUUGGUCCAAGCAAAUUUUGGAACAAUGUCCAGAAAUACUUGAUAAAGUAAAACUCAGAUUAUUGCCUAUGGCUAAUCACUCACUUCAAAAGCAUGAUGUUGAUACUGUACAAAGGAUUUUAGAAAUCAUGUUAGCAUAUAAUUUAAGGAAUUCAUAUAUAAUAUUACUUCAUUUACUAUUUGACUACAAAUGUGCCCAGAACGAUUUACGAGGAUGUACGGAGAUAAUGAACGUAGCGAUCGCCCAAGGCAUUCCGAUGCGAUCUUCGCACCAUUUGAAAUUUCUUCAUCUUUUACUAGGAAAACGAAAGCCUGAUAUAGUACCCGUUACAAAAAUACACGUGCCUAAAUAUACUUUAAAAUUCUAGUUCAUCUUUUUGUAGUUAUAGUAUUUAUGAAUAUACAAU
Ctenocephalides felis (cat flea) is the source of this 1258-nucleotide messenger RNA. RefSeq lists its product as uncharacterized. The transcript is spliced from 4 exons. NCBI's taxonomy places the organism in Eukaryota, Metazoa, Arthropoda, Insecta, Siphonaptera, Pulicidae. The record is from RefSeq and is a predicted model, not a curated record. Bases 104 to 1219 code for a protein of 371 amino acids.